Molecule: messenger RNA, 870 nt
Organism: Gongylonema pulchrum
Lineage: Eukaryota; Metazoa; Nematoda; Chromadorea; Rhabditida; Gongylonematidae
Source: the annotation of a GenBank genome assembly
AUGCUACACUAUGUUUCGGACGAUUGGUAUAAUUCCUAUGAGAAAUACCAGCAAGAACAUUCGAUGAUCACCGAUCCGCAAAACAGUGUUCACCAAACCGAGAAUUCGCGUAUCGCUCGAACCGCUACAUUUGUAAAAUUUUUUGGCGUAUUUUUUACUUUUUCAGGCAAAGUUUUGAUAAAAAAGCGUGAAUUUUACCGGGCAGUGCACUUCCUGGAGCCAAUAAAAGAUCAUUCACCGCGUGAUCGUUUCAUGUAUUACUGGGCGCGUUAUUUGGCAUGCGAACGAAAUCGACUGGAAUUGGAAGCCGAUUCACUGGAACGGCGAUCAGAUAGUGAUGAUUCGGAGUUUGUAGAACUUCACACUGAACUGUGCAUUUUGGGUGACGAACAUCCUGAAUAUUUUGAUGAAUUUCUCCUUUAUCUGUUAGAGGACGCGAAAGAAGCAUUUCUUCAGUCAGUGAUCGCAAAUCGGGCAAUGUGGCCGGCAUGGGAAGAACUGAUUGUGCUUGUGGAGUCGGUGAAUGAGGCUGAAAGCGAUGCAUACGCACAGGGUUUUCACUGGAUGUUUCAGUUUUUUCGAGCUGCCGUACUUGCUCGUUUUGAGUUGCACAAAAAUGCAGUGGAGCAAUUUGAAAGAUUGAGUGAAGCGGGCUUUCCCAAUGCACCAUAUAUUAUGAAUCAGGGCAUGCGAGCGGAAUUGGCACAUCUUGCGCAUUCAUUCUUCAAAACGCACAGAUUCUGCUGGGAAACUUGCUGCAUAGUUGGUACGUUCUUCUGUUCUGUGUUUAAUAUGAUUUGUGUGCUAAGCUUUUCCGCUGAUGAUAGCGACAACUUGACACAAAAGCGAUUCAUGAAAUUUCGAAAUUAA